UGCACAUUUUUGUCCUUUUAAAAUCACCCGGUCAAAUGUGUGUUGCCAAAGUCAACAGAUCAAUGCCAUGUCAUUGAUCACGUAUUUAGGAAACGCUAUAAGGCUUUCCAGGGCUGCUUCCUACACACCAUCAGGACCAGGCAAUGAAACUGAGGACCGACCAAAAAGCAUCCCAGAGUAUAAAAGGAAUCGGAAACACCGCCGGUAUAUGAUAAUUAUCAAAAUUUUGAGCGGGCUCCUUGCCAUAAUGAUGUCACUCUUCAUUCGCGAGUUUGUCCAGAAGAAACACAUAAUGACGAGUCUAGAGGAGAUGCGGCUUACAAUAAGCACCCAGAAACUACCAAAAAUCCUGUCCUCCCAGCGGCUCGACUACAUCUGGGGUCUUUGUAACCGGACCACGCUGCACUGCUCCCGCUGCCUGCCGGGGUGGACGGAGCACGCCUCCCGGUGCUUCUUCAUGUCCAAAGUGGAGAAGACUUGGGAAAAUGCUCGCAGGGAGUGCCUCGACUACAUGGGGGACCUCGCUGUUGUCCUGAACGACAAAGACCAGGCGUUCCUGACAAAGAUGGCUUUCCGGGUUAAAAAGGCCAGUCCCAGUGGUACGUUCCACUCAGCGUGGAUCGGGCUGCAGGACCUGGUGAGAGAGGGAGACUACUUCUGGGUCAAUGGAAACAAACUCCAAUUUGAUAUCCGAUUCUGGAAACCUAGGCAGCCCAACAACGAAAUAGGUGAGGUUGACCCUGAUAAGGAUGGUGAGGACUGCGUGUCCAUUGUACCGCCGAAUGUGGUGGGAGAUCUGGGCUGGAUGUACACCUGGGAUGACAUUAUUUGUACUCUUAGACGUCACUACAUCUGUGAGACCGAUGCUCUGAUUUUGGAUGGAAGUAGACAGUCAGAUCAGAAAAAUUGAAAUGUUGUGGGGGCAACAUCAUCCUGUGCAGAUGUGUUUGGUAUUAAGAAAAUGUCAAUCCUGGAAUAAAACCUUUUAGAAUCUGGAAAAGACUGUUUUGUCAAAG
Messenger RNA from Poeciliopsis prolifica (blackstripe livebearer), 1016 nucleotides. RefSeq names its product CD209 antigen-like protein D. The coding region runs from base 68 to 910 and encodes 280 amino acids. The transcript is spliced from 2 exons. The record is from RefSeq and is a predicted model, not a curated record. NCBI's taxonomy places the organism in Eukaryota, Metazoa, Chordata, Actinopteri, Cyprinodontiformes, Poeciliidae.